AUGUCCACUUCUAAACCAAGUGAUCAUCACAAAACUAUCCAGGGCCUUGAGAGCAGUUUGGUUCACAACAAUGUUACUGGCUUUUCCAUGCUCCAAAGGAACAACACAUCCCCAUCAUCAAGUGAGAGGAGGGGACGGCGGAAGGUGGCAGAGCCAGGGCGGUUUUUGGGGGUCCGGCGGAGGCCAUGGGGCAGGUAUGCGGCGGAGAUAAGGGAUCCCACCACCAAGGAGAGGCACUGGCUGGGCACCUUUGACACUGCCCAUGAGGCUGCCUUGGCCUAUGACAGGGCUGCCCUUUCCAUGAAGGGCGCCCAAGCAAGAACCAAUUUUCUUUACACUACUACAAAUGCCUUUCAAUUCCAAAACUACCCCCUCCAUCUCACACAGCCAUCACCACCGCAGCUCCCCACCACCAAUCAGGGAGUGCCACGCCAGCAUGACAUGUGUCAGGACCAGAUUAACCCAAUUCACUCUGACAAUGACUCUGGAUCUCAAUCCUCGUAUGGGUCCUCGCCAAAUGACACCAACUUUUUCUUCCCUAGUGCUGACACUAAUUCUGGCUACUUGGGGUGCAUUGUCCCAGACAGCUGCCUCAAGCCCCCUAGCCCCAGCUCCACCAACAAAAACUCCAAAAGCAGCAUCUUUUCAAGUGCUUCUGAUCACCCCAACACAAACUUUCCCAGCACAAGUUUUCCCGGUAUCCAGAGACAAUGUGGUGAAGAUGCACUUCCUUUUGAAGCUUCAGAUGCUUCUAACAUAGACCUGAUUUCUUUCUGUGAUGGGUAUGGCUACAACGGAUUUGAUCAGCAGCCAUGGGAAGGUGACCUGUCUGCUGUGAUUAACAAUCCAUGGAUUGGGGAAGACGGGUGGAUGGAGGCCCUGUGUCCAAACAGCGGAAGCGAUAUUCAGUGCUCUUCUUCUUCAAUCCCUCCAUUGGGUGGUGAUGUGGUUGACUUGGGGUACUCUCUCUUCUGA
Molecule: messenger RNA, 975 nt
Organism: Thlaspi arvense
Lineage: Eukaryota; Viridiplantae; Streptophyta; Magnoliopsida; Brassicales; Brassicaceae
Source: the annotation of a GenBank genome assembly